AUGACCCCAGCCAAUGCCUUUGAAACUAGUGUUGGUCACUUCUGGGGUAUUCUGAACACGAGAGACUAUAUGAGAGCUCGUUUCGCUCUGACUGUCCAGUUGAGAGAAGCUGCUACACUCGACUCAAUCGCUGAAAUGGUUGACCACUACCGAGAUAUGCUUCGAUUAUGCAGAAACGACAACAUGGGUAUUCGGGAUAUCUUGCCUUGUCUACUGUUGCAGCUCGAUCGUGAUCAAGAGUGCUACGACUUUGUGAAGUGGUGGAUGGUUGAGUCCCAGGUGGAAGAGGAUUGGCGCGAAGACGGCGAAUCGUACUUGAGUACUCAUGAUGCCGAUGCAUAUGAAGAUGUCACGUAUUUUGAUCAGAGGUUCCUUGACCUGAAUCAUGCGAUUGCCAUAUUGCUUCUGAAAGUCAAGCUUUUGGUUGACGUACGAAGCCUUCGCUUGUGCCGAAAGGUGCUUGAAGGCAGGAAUUGGCCCAAUGAGAUCAUCGACAAAGUUCAACUAUCAUCGAUCAGCAGUCCGUUAUCUCAAAAGCUGGUUGGUCUGUCAAUACAAGAGCUCGAAGCACUCGAGAACCGAUUGAUUGUGCAGUGUCAAAAGCUCGGAGGCUACACUUGUACAGCCAACUUCCAUUUCUGGCGAAAUUUCUGGGAAGCAAAUGAUCAUCUGGAAGAGAACGGCCUUCCACAGUGUUCCUCACAGGGGUCCUGGGAAGAGAUGCUGCUGGUCUUCUACCACUCACAUCCAGCUUGGUGGCAGACCGAAGGUGUCGUAGAGCUACUCACUAUAGCAGACCGCUUUGCGAUGGGUAUGCGUCUGAAGAACAUAGAUAUGCCUGCGAAGCAGCAAGAGGCACUUAUGAAAGAUAACCCAGCAUUUGGUCCUAAUAUGGUGGGCGAGGUUGCAGGAGGAAGAGAUAUGUGGAUGUGGAUGGAGCGAGCGUUGAAGACGCAGGACCGUUAUCUGAUGUGA
Lithohypha guttulata is the source of this 975-nucleotide messenger RNA. RefSeq lists its product as uncharacterized. Bases 1 to 975 code for a protein of 324 amino acids. Lineage: Eukaryota; Fungi; Ascomycota; Eurotiomycetes; Chaetothyriales; Trichomeriaceae. The record is from RefSeq and is a predicted model, not a curated record. The transcript has a single exon.